AGUUGAAAGGAGCAACCAGCAGUUGGAAAAAGAGUUUCUGGAAUGAUGGAGGAGCCUUUCACAGAGGGAGAGUCCUAUGCCAAGAAUUUUCUUCCCAAACAUUAUCUGGAAACAUAUUAUAACGUUAACCCUGAUGAUGAUGAUGAAGGAGUGGGUCGGUUGGUAACCUUUUUCCUGAGAGGGGCUCACAGGGCAUUCAUCGUAGAUGGCAUCAAGGGAGACACCCUGAUCGACAUUGGCACCGGCCCAACCAUCUACCAGUUCCUCUCCGCCAAUGAGUUCUUCCGGGAGAUCAUAGCCACUGAUUAUACUGACCAGAACCGGAAAGAGGUGCAGCGAUGGCUGAAGAAGGAGCCAGGGGCUUUUGACUGGACCCUCAUCGUGAAAUACGUCUGUGAGUUGGAGGGAGACAGGGACAAAUGGCCAGAGAAGGAAGAGAAAGUCCAAAGAGCCGUCAAGCGGUACCUGAAAUGCGAUGUGACCCAACCCAACCCGUUGUCCCCCUUGGUUCUUCCUCCCGCAGAUUGUCUGGUUUCCAGUUUGUGCCUUGAUGCAGCUUGCAAGGACAUCCCCAGCUACCGAUCGGCCUUCAGGAACAUCAGUUCCCUCCUGAAACCAGGGGGGCACUUCCUAUAUUACACAACGCUUGAGGGAGAUUUCUACAUGGUGGGCCAACACAAGUUCUCUCUCCUCUACUUGGGGAAAGAGAUGGUAGAAGAGGCAGUGAGGCAGGCUGGCUUUGCCAUUAAGUGGAUUGAGGAGACCAGGAUCAACUUCCCACCUUCUCUAACCGAUGUGAAGAAGUUGUGUAUCCUUCUUGCCCAGAAAUGUAGCCCAUGAAAAUUUGACAGCUGGGUUAUAUCAGUUUUAUUCCUCCAUUUUUAUUUUAUCAUAUAUGAGUCCUUAAUAUAAAGUCCAAGUCAACUUACUUAAGCAUAAUAACAGUACUAAUAACAAUAUUUACUCAUAUAUAAUAGUAUUCUUCCAACUUCUCCUUUCUACCUUUGUUGUUGAACCAUUGGUAAAACAAAUCCCAUGUUACAAAAUAUUCGGGCA
Molecule: messenger RNA, 1056 nt
Organism: Thamnophis elegans (Western terrestrial garter snake)
Lineage: Eukaryota; Metazoa; Chordata; Lepidosauria; Squamata; Natricidae
Product: nicotinamide N-methyltransferase-like
Exons: 3
Coding region: 43-840 (265 amino acids)
Cellular component (GO): cytosol
Molecular function (GO): N-methyltransferase activity
Source: RefSeq, a predicted model, not a curated record